Molecule: messenger RNA, 2292 nt
Organism: Dromiciops gliroides (monito del monte)
Lineage: Eukaryota; Metazoa; Chordata; Mammalia; Microbiotheria; Microbiotheriidae
Product: probable C-mannosyltransferase DPY19L1
Exons: 22
Biological process (GO): spermatid development
Cellular component (GO): nuclear inner membrane
Molecular function (GO): mannosyltransferase activity
Source: RefSeq, a predicted model, not a curated record
AUGGUCGUGCAGACGAGGAACAAACUCAAAGAGUUGCCGUCCAAGGGGGUCCAGUCUCCCCGCUGCCCCUUGCGGAACCGCCGGGCCACGGGCAGCAGCGAGCGGGGGCCCCCGAUGGAGGGCAAACGCGACGUGGGGUCGCGGCCCUCGACACCUGCGCCCAUGCACCUGCCAGGCGGCGGCCGCGGCUACAAGGGGCUGGCCCGGGGGGUGCGCCUGCGGCGGCUGCUGAUCAGCGGCCUGCAGCGCCUCACCGGCCUGCUCCUGGAGAAGCUGCCGGGGCUGCAGCACUACCAGAGCUACUCGUGGAACCUGACGCUGGCCUUAGGUGCCUUUGUGGGAGUUUUGCACUGGGCUCAUUUAACAACUCUUUUUGAGAAUGAUCGCCAUUUUUCCCACCUUUCAACCUUGGAAAGGGAGAUGACGUUUCGCACUGAAAUGGGACUUUACUAUUCCUACUUCAAGACCAUGAUAGAAGCACCUUCAUUUCUGAGAGGACUAUGGAUGACUAUGAAUGAUAGACUUACUGAAUUUCCUCUUGUGAUUAAUGCAGUGAAACGCUUUCAUCUUUAUCCAGAGGUAAUCAUAGCCUUCUGGUACCGCUUGUACACUGGAACAAUGGACCUCACCGGCAUUCAAACAAAGAUGUGCUGGAAUGUUUCCAGAGGACAAGGGCUUAAUCCAGUCGAAAGCUGUGAAGGACUGGGAGACCCUGCUUGCUUUUAUAUUGCUGUGAUUUUUGUUUUAAAUGGACUAAUGAUGACAUUAUUCUUCUUAUAUGGCACAUACCUAAGUGGAAGUCAAGUUGGAGGUCUAAUUACAGUACUGUGCUACUUUUUCAACCAUGGAGAGUCUACACGUGUGAUGUGGACUCCACCCCUCCGAGAAAGUUUUUCAUACCCAUUCCAUGUACUUCAGAUGCUGCUUAUAACUCAUGUUCUCAGGUCUCGACAGAAUUGUAAGAAAGACUUCAUUGCACUCAUUGUGUCUAAUGUUGCUUUCAUGCUUCCUUGGCAGUUUGCUCAGUUUAUUCUUUUUACACAGAUGGCCGCAUUAUUUCCUAUGUAUGUUGUGGGGUAUAUUGAGCCGUACAAAUUUCUGAAGAUCAUCUUUGUGAACAUGGUUUCUAUUGCAAUCUGUUUUAUUUUAAUGUUUGGAAAUCGCACAUAUUUGUCAUCUUAUUUUGCCUCAUCUUUGAUAGUAACGUGGGGUAUCAUGAAAAAAAGAAAUAAAAUCCAAAAAUUGCAGUCAUCCGAAGGUACCUUUUGGUUAAUUCAGUGUUUUCUUUGGUGGAGUGGAACAAUCAUUUUGAAAAUGACGUUAUCUCAACUCUUUGCUGUUUCAGAUCAUAUUCAACUUAGUGACCUCAUAACUGCCAGAAUUUUAAGAUACACAGAUUUUGACACUUUAAUGUACACCUGUGCGCCUGAAUUUGACUUUAUGGAAAAGGAGACUCCACUGAGGUACACAAAGACAUUACUGCUUCCAGUUAUUGCUAUGAUUUCUUAUUUAAUCUUUAGAAAGGUGAUUCCUGACAUUUUAUAUAUGCUGUCUACAGGGGAAACCUUUAGCAGAAAACAGCUUGACCAGGAUGAGUCAAGGAAUCCACCCACAAUUCUGGUAGUUUUUCAUGAAUUGCAGCUAUUUGCAUUUGCUCUUCUUGCUAUUUUCAUUAUGAGGCUGAAGCUAUUUUUGACACCUCACAUGAGUGUUAUGGCUUCCUUGAUCUGCCUCUAAACACUCUUUGGCCGGCUCUUUGACAGAGUUCGUUUUGAGAAUUUUGUCUUUGCCCUUCUAACAGUGAUGUCAAUUCAAGGUUGGCUAAACCUUCAGAGUCAAUGGAACGUCAUAGGAGAAUUCAGCAAUGUCCCACAGGAAGAGCUUCUCCAGUGGAUCAGGCAGAACACCAGACAUGAUGCUGUUUUUGCAGGGGCCAUGCCUACAAUGGCAAGUGUCAAACUGUCUACACUUCGCCCUAUUGUCAAUCACCCACAUUAUGAGGACGGAGGAUUGAGGGCCAGAAUUAAGAUAGUUUAUUCUGUCUAUAGUCGAAAAACAGCUAAAGAAGUAAGAGACAAACUAUUGCAAUUGCAUGUGAAUUAUUACAUCUUAGAAGAGGCAUGGUGCCUUGUAAGAACUAAGCCUGGUUGCAGUAUGCUUGAAAUCUGGGAUGUGGAAGACCCUGUGAAUGCUGCCAAACCUUCCCUGUGUAGUAUCCUCGUCAAGGAUGGCAGGCCUCACUUCACCACUGUGUUCCAAAACAGCGUGUACAGAGUCUUCAAAGUGAACUAG